CUCCGGCCGCAGGGGGCGCGAUUCCGCUGUGCUCGUGCUGCGGGGUCAGGGGUUGAGAGACGCCGGUGUGUCAGUGAGAGGACACUUGUGCAAAAACUGAAGUUAUACUUUAGUUACGUGCUGUUCUUGCCAAACUGUUAAAUUUCCUGUAUCUAUUGGACCUUGGAUGAACACGCUACGUUCGGCGGCUGACGCCAGCUGAGGCGUGAUGCCCCCAGAACUGCCCCUAAUGCGCCAUGCCCCCUGGAGACAGCGGGCAGACUCACACCCCGAGGAUACACUACACACCGGUUUAAUACUGGACAUGAUAAGGGGCUUCUUCCACAGAGAGAGGCCGGUUUCCUUCUGCCUCCCCCUCCCUAGGGUCCAUGCAGCUGAUGGAGAGGCUGCACAGUCUGCACAGUUUGCACAGAUGCCCUCCCAUAGCUCUGCAUCUGUGAAUGGGACCUUGCCAGCCGUCCUGGGGAAGCCAGAGUUUCCUGACACUGGAUGGGACCGUAUAAAGGACCUUUUUGAAAGACAUCCCACACAGAAGUAUUCAGAAGAGCUCACCAAUGUGCUUAAAAGUGGGUUGGUUGCGGCAGUUGCUGGUCUUUUCUAUGGUGGUCUGCCUGCGGCCCGAGAAGCCAGAAAACGCUACAUCCAAAUGAGUCAGGCUGAGAUCUACACAGGCCGAGUCGAUGCAGUGCGCUCGGCUCAUAAUGCUGCCAUCCGAGGCUUUGUGAGGUACGGCUGGAGAUGGAGCUGGAGGGUGGCUGCUUUUGUUACUUUGUUUAACACUGUGAGCACCGGCCUGUCUGUGUACAGAGACAAGUCUAAACUCAGCCACUACGCAGCAGCUGGAGCUGUGACUGGAGGCCUGUUCAGACUGAACCUGGGUCUGGGGGGACUGGUGGCAGGAUCAAUCAUUGGCGCUGUCCUGGGGUACGGCUGGCUUCUUUCACUGAAAGCCCCUGCUGGUUUGAUGAUCAUCAGCAUGCAGUCUCUGUCCGGAGAAACUGUUCGUGAGAGGAGACAAAGGGAGCGCAGAGAGCUAUAUGAGCUAAAACUAGCAGAAUGGGAGGCCCGGCUGCAGCUGACUGAUGAUCUGAUUGGAGAUCUUAAUGUAAGCUCAAACACGGAUGAAGCCACCAAAGACCUGCAAAGGAUCGAGGAGUUGCUCAGUUCACCACCAAAUAAAACCACAUCCAGCAACCAAACCGGUGUGUUGGAUAAUCAGACUCCACACAGCUGAGAGGACCAACAUGUUUCACAGGUUUCACUGGACUAAUGGAACACAGACCUUUUAAGGUGUGAGUGUGCACCUUGUGGACGCAACGGGAACCCCAUCUGAUGUGAUCAUUGUCAAACUCCAUCCACUUUUAAAUCAAACAAAACCUUAAUGUCAAAUACUACAUCUUCAUUGUGGUGGUUAAAGAACUCUCGCUCUGGAUAUUUUGAGUUGUGAAAUAAAUUCAAUGUUUGACAGUUGACUAUAGUAGCUGACGGUACACCUCAUUUUUAACCAUAUGUUGCUAAUAAGUAGUUAAAUUUCAAAGCACUGAACGUGUUGCUUUUUCUGUUGUGACUUUGCCUCUUGGGCUUUUCAACAACUAGGUCAGUCAUGGCUGUGGCCCCUGGUGUAAACAAGAUGUGACAGAGCAGCAGCUGUUGCCUGGGACGCAACCAUGGUGAUGACGAGCGCCACAACAAUGCCAGACAAUCAAUAAUCAGGUGCCUAUGGAAAUAAGUCAAUCAAUAAAGCUUUUCAGCCAAAAAAUA
Messenger RNA from Boleophthalmus pectinirostris (great blue-spotted mudskipper), 1761 nucleotides. RefSeq names its product translocase of inner mitochondrial membrane domain containing 1 (gene timmdc1). The transcript is spliced from 8 exons. NCBI's taxonomy places the organism in Eukaryota, Metazoa, Chordata, Actinopteri, Gobiiformes, Gobiidae. Gene Ontology annotation, cellular component: mitochondrion. The record is from RefSeq and is a predicted model, not a curated record. Bases 209 to 1234 code for a protein of 341 amino acids.